This is a messenger RNA of Colletotrichum destructivum, 666 nucleotides long. Its product is annotated as Putative Zinc finger, RING-type. NCBI's taxonomy places the organism in Eukaryota, Fungi, Ascomycota, Sordariomycetes, Glomerellales, Glomerellaceae. The record is from RefSeq and is a predicted model, not a curated record. Gene Ontology annotation, biological process: protein ubiquitination; anaphase-promoting complex-dependent catabolic process; positive regulation of mitotic metaphase/anaphase transition. The transcript has 4 exons. Gene Ontology annotation, cellular component: nucleus; anaphase-promoting complex. Gene Ontology annotation, molecular function: zinc ion binding; cullin family protein binding; ubiquitin protein ligase activity. The coding region runs from base 179 to 460 and encodes 93 amino acids.
AGCGCAUAUCACGACACCGAAAUUGCUUUCAUGCGAAAAGGGCCAGAGGGUACGACUCAGGCUGCAUUAAACCACUUCUCGGCGCCAGACCUGUUUGAGACCUUCAAACACCCAUACGGCAAGGUCAUUCGCCCAUCACCACCACCACCACCACCACCAACACAAGACAGAUCCCGCAAUGAAGGUCAAAAUCACCCGGUGGAAUACCGUCGCGACGUGGCGGUGGGACAUCCCAGAGGACGACGUCUGUGGCAUCUGCCAAGUCCACUUUGAUGGCACAUGUCCGACCUGCAAAUACCCCGGCGAUGACUGCAGCCUCUUGUCCGGCAAGUGUGGACACAACUUCCAUAUGCACUGCAUCUUGGAGUGGAUCAAGCAGGACGCGGCAAAGGGCCAGUGCCCCAUGUGUCGUCAAAAAUUCGAGUGGACGGACCAGACGAACGAGACAGUUGAGACAUAGGGGCUGUCGCUGUCUCCGUUCUGAUAUGUUUGGUUUGACUGGCGUUUGGCUGGGGCGCAUUGGUUUGAGGUUUGAGAUACCCAGGACUCAUGGUGACACCGUAAGGCAUUGGAACCAGAGUAUGUCAGAGGAGGCCUCACUAGAGGCUAAAGCUUUCUCGAUGAGCAAAGACAAAUCAUCAAAGACACAUUCAAAGAAUAUUCACU